UAACUUCCAUAACCGAAAACAGAUACCGAAAAUAAUAAUAAAACAAUAAAAGAGCUACAUUUUCAAUCUGCGUUUCUUCUGAGGAUGUAAUUUUAUGUAAAUAAACUAAGUUUAUCAAGACAAAAUGUUGAAAACAGCAUCCAAACCAGUCGACGUUCAGGAUCUUCAGUUCAAACUACAAUGUCGUUUCAAAAUAUUUGGCAAAGAAGAAGGGCAAUUACCUAAAUCACCACGAAGUUUAUUAGCGGCUGCUAGCAGAUAUGGUUUAGUUUUUGUGGGUAGCACUACAUCGACACUAAAAGCUAUUCGCUUUGAGAAUAUUGAAGAACAUUCAUCUACAGAUGCAACAAAUAUUUACCCAAGAAGAGAAAUUAAUCUCAGUUCACAACCUCAUUUUAUUUCCGUUAAUUGUGAUGAUACAGUAUUGGCAGUUAUUGUUGAGAAAGACAAUUGUCUUCUCGGGCUAUUCUAUGAUGUUUUAUCUUUUUAUAAGGAAGAGGUUGUUGUAUUGAAUGAAGUAAGAUUAACUUGUACUCCUGGAUUAGAGAUACUUCAGGCCAAUUGGCAUCCUACCAUAAAUAAUAUAUUUACUGAGUGUAAAUCUGAUGGGACACUUGGUAUAUAUGAACUGAAAGAUAAAUCUGUAGAUGUGAAAAAACUCCCAGCAGAAUCAAAAGCUUGCUGUUUCUGUUGGAGUCCUAAAGGGAAACAGAUUGCUGUGGGUUCACAAGAUGGAAAAAUUAUACAUUAUAAACCAGAUCUGAAAGCAGUAAAAAGUAUAGAUGCACCCCCUUUUGAAAUACCACAUAGUGUCUUGUCUUUACAAUGGAUUUCCAAUUAUCAAUUUGUUGGAGUGUUUAAAGUUUGCCAUGGUUCAGAUCCAGAAUGUAAUGUAGUUCUGAUUGAUGCGCCCAAAACGGGAAAUCCUGUUUUUACCAAUUUUUAUGAUAUAUGCUAUAGUAAUGGGAAUAUGCGACCACCGCAGUUCUAUACAAUAAAUGAACAGCAUUGGAAUAUUUUAUUGGUGGCAUCAGCCAAUAGUAUGGAGGUAGGUGUUCUUUCCAAUGUGGGAGAAACAUGGACUCAAUACAUUUUACCAGAUUCUGCCAGGGCAGAACUACCUUUAGAUGAAAACCAAGAUGAAACUUUUCCCAUUGGCAUAACAAUGGACACAAGCUCUGUUAAGCCUGUCCUAUGGGGGGAAUCGUACAUACAGCCUGCUCCCAGUCUAAUUUUACUUUCUCAUGAGGGAGUUUUGUGUUCUUUCAGAAUGAUAAAUUUGAAGGAAGGUGCACCUAGUGUCAACUCUCCACCAGAUAAAGUGAACGAUUUGAGCGGGUUGAAGUAUUUCACUGCUCCAGUUGAAAAAGCUGUAAAAAUUGAAAUAUCUCAAGGGAAUCAAAAUCAGAGGGAGGGAUCUUUACUUCAGAAAGACAAUAGUUCAACUCCAACUGGGGUGGCUCCAGCAGCUAAUACAAAUUCAGCUAGCAUGUUCCAAUCGGCCCCUACAACAGCUGGUGGAACAGCUCAAGGAUCGGAAACACCCACAACGCCAUUGUCCAUAUUCAAGACACAAGCCCCCAUGCAAUCUUCACCCUGCCUACCGACUAAUUUAUUUGGCGGUCAGAUUUCCAUUACGCCAGUCAGGAAUAAAAAUGCACAACCGCCUACUUCAGCAGCUUUAACGGGAACCACUCUUCUAUCGCAAAUAUCGACAGAAAGUGCAUCUGAAGAAGUGGCUAACAAAGGACCUAAACCUUCAAUUCUGAAAGGUUCGAUAGAUACUAUGUCAUUCUCGAGUCUGUUGGCCGGAUCUGCUUCAGCUGAGACAAACGUGAAUGUUUCAAGUAACAAAAGUGAAGCGAUUGUAUUCUCCUCAGCAGCUCCGAUCACACUGACGAAUUUGUUGUCUGAAAGUACUCGAGCUGAGACAAGUUACCGUUCUGAUAACAACUUUUCAGCACAAGCUCAGUUGCAGACCAAUCUGCCAGUUAACAAUUCAACACCAACAUCCAAUGUUUCCUUUGGUACUCUGAAAACAAAUGCAAAUACAAAUGUAUUCCAUUCGACUGGGAAUAUAUCUCAGACGACCCCAGUUAAACUAGAGGAAAAAGACAGUGCAGAUAUUAAAAACAUGUUGACGGAAAUGCUCAAGAUGGAAUGCACCGCUUUAGAUGAAGAAAUUCGAGAUUUGAUCAUUCAAGGACAGCACCUGAAAAUCAAUCUCAACUUUGAGGAAAUGGAUAAGAUUGUACAUACAACUGAAGGAAUCAAUGAGUUCCUCAAGGAAUUAGUGGAAACCUGCGAAAUACAAUCUUCCGAGGUACACGUUUUGAAACAAACUACCAUCCAAUCUUGGGCCUGGUUGGAAGAAGCAAGGUCAAGAUUUAAGGAAUCUCAAGAUGAAGAACUGAGAAAUAUUAUGAAGUCGAAACCGUUAGAUUCAGUUUCAGAAAAACACCGCAGUACCUUGAAACAAAUGCAAUAUUACUUAAAUUCUCAACUUGCCCAAUCACACAAAGCUCUUGAUGAUCAGUGGGAUAAAUUUCAAGAUUACUGUCGCAAAACCAACAGGCUCCAGUUGCCAACCAUGGAGGCAAUCUUCCAAACAAUGGUCAAACAAAAUGCUAUACUUCAGAAACAUAACUAUAUACUGAGGGAUAUUACUAGUCAAAUAAAAGGAAAACAGAAAGCUUGCAAUGACGCUAGUCUCUUCAAUCCGUCAGACAAAAAGAAUAACUUGGAAAGUAGUUUCCAGAAUCUUAAACUAGAACCAGAAAGUAUUUACCACAUUUAUCAUCAAAAAAUUCUCAAUAGGGUAAAGUCGUUGCCAGGAAAUAAAGUGAAUCAAUUGAGAAGGAUACUUCACAAUAGGGAAGUGCCCCAUGUCAUGGUAAAAUCGCAAAUGUCCACUUCGAAUCUAAAUUCAACGUUAAAAUUGGACCAAUAUACGGGUAAACCCGCCACUACGCCCAAUGCCAAAAAAGUUGAUUUUGCCAAGCAGUUAUCACAGUCAUCACCUUUGAAUUCGAUGCCGGCUCCUCAAAUUUCAAGCACACCCCUAUCUGCGUUUGCUUCCACUAAUAAUGUUGCAUCCGGUGGUAAACCUCAGUUAACUAGCAGAUUUGGUAUUGAAUCUCAAGGAGCACAAUCAUCUUCGAAUUUCAAAUCUAUCAAAGAAAAUGUUGCAGUAGAUAAACCAACAAAUUCUGCCACUUCCACAUUUUUUGGGGAUAAAUUAUCAGGCGGUCCACAAAAUCAGAAUUCGCUCUUAAGAAACUUAUCUACGAACUCGAGUAAAGAAAUCGGGGGUUAUUCCAUUCCCAAGGCGUCAUUCAAUCAAGGAUCCAGUAUGUUAGGAAAUAAAAAUACUUCCAUAUCGAUAACUACGCCUUCGGUUUCGAUAACCUCCACAUCAUCUGCAGCAGUAGAUGUAGUUACAUCUGCUCAAUCAAAUAUAUUCAAACAACCAUCAAAUGUACCUUCCAGUUCUUCGUUUGAGAGUAGCCCUGCAAACAAACCAUUCUCUUUCAUAUCUUCUGCACCUCAAUCCAAUUUAGUAACCGUCAUUCCUUCAUCCUUAGCUGUCAGUAGUACCUCGUCUUCCAAGGAUAGUCUUAGCUCAACCUCUGUAAUUUCCCCUAUCAACAAAUCGAAUGCAUCUUCUACGUUCUCAUUUGCAAUGCCCAAAACAACCAUGGUUUCAUCUGUUGCAAGUUCCAUCAGUACUACAAGUGCCUCCUCAGGAUUUGCUACUACUGGUUUUAAUUUUGGUAGCAGUUCUUCAUUUUCCAAAAAUUCCUCAGUGCCUUCAACACAAAGUUCAUUACCAAACACUUCGACUAUUCCAAGUACUUCUUCAACAAAUGACGGAGCAGUUUCAAUCACUUCUUCCACUAAAUUCAGUGGAAUGGUCCCAAAAUUCGGCUCUCUUGGAACGAGCAAAGAGGCAGUUCCAAUAUCAACGACAUCAUCCGUAUUCCAGACUGUCGCAACAACUAGUAUCACCUCAACUAGUAAUAUUGUAGGAACGACCAGUGGAUUUUUCUCAGCUACUAGUAAACCCUCCAUAUUCAAUACUUCUGCAUCGUCAAGUGCGGCGAUAACUACAGCAUCUAUUUUUGGUCAAUCUCCACACAAGGGGACGUCCUUAUUCUCUACUUCCACAACCAAUGGUGGAUCUUUAUUCGGCACCGCCACAACUAGCGCACCAGUUUCAUCAACAACCAGUCAACCUACAUUUGGUACUAGUGUAGGAAUCACAUCAAGUACUCGAACAGCAACUGACGCAACUGUGACAAGUAGCGGUACAAGUUCCAUAUUCGGCAACGCUGUUGCAUCGACAACUGCUUCAUCGAUAUUUUUCAAAGCGGCCACCACUGCAGGUCCUUCAGCCACUGUCACUAAAUCGAUAUUCGCUACUUCUCCCCCAGCCGGUGGUCAAGCAGCCAGUAUAUUCAGCUCUACCUCCUCAAGUGGUAAUUCUUUACCAAUAAGUUCUGCAUCGAUAUUUGGAACUUCAGUUUCAACUAGUGGACCUGGAAGUAGUACACUUGGCACUUCUUCAAGUAGUAAUCCAGUACAAUCUCAUACUAAAGCCGUCUUUGGCAACUCGUUCACAACUGUUGGAACAACACCUAGUACCCUUCCGACAAGUAGUACGUCGGUUCCAAGUACUUCUGCCUCAAUAUUUGGUACAAGCAGUAGGGCAGAUUCAACAGCGCCUAAUCUAUUUGGAACCGCUGUUUCGAGUCAAGCAGGAGUACCAGCAACGAAUAUCUCUCUUUUUGGUUCAACUGUUACAUGUAGUAACGGAAUGGUACCACCUACAAGUACAAAAUCGAUAUUCGGUGCACCUACAACAAGUACUGCCACCACCACAUCGAUAUUUGGAACAGCAUCUGCACCGAAAAGUACCGCAUCUAUAAUAAAUAGUCAGCCAACUUUUGGUGCAACCACGAGCUCGUCAAUUUUCGGCGGUAGCUCAUUUGGAACUGUUAGUACAACAACUGCAACUUCAGUAUUCGAGAAUGCGUCGACACCGUUCACUAAGACGCCAUUUGGAUCAUCCACAUCGGCUAGUUCGCCUUUUGGUACUCCUGUGGCAACAUCCUCUUUUUCUUCAACUCCUUUUAUAGGAGCAACUAGCUCAAAUUCGGUCUUUGGUCAAACCACUUCUACCGCAUCGCCUUUCAGUACUACAUCUGCAGCAACUUCUCCCUUUGGCAGUACCACAGGCAAUGUACAGUCUCAGUUCAGUGCAAAACCAACUAGUUCUGAUUCUUUGUUUGGAGGUACUACUCCAGCAGUGUGUUCGCCUUUCGGUAAUACACAAACUUUCGGAACUGGUUUCAAUUCCAAUACAGCUGCACCAUCUUCCCCCUUUGGCCAAGUUAAUCCAUCGCCCAACGCCUUUGGAACUGCCACGCCAACUGAAAACGCGUUUGGUCAAAGCUCCAAUUCAUCUGGAGGUAUGUUUGGGGCGUUUGCAUCCUCUAAUACCAAAAGUUCAGAAGGGUCAUUCGGUUUUGGAAAUCUGAAUGUGGGUAAUUCUUCGCAAAAUCUAUUUUCCAAAACUAAUGAAAAUAAAUCUCCAUUUGGAGGGGGGACUUUCAACCCCACCACUUCAACAGGAUCUCUUUUCGGUUCUUCCAAUUUCGGAAAUAAUAAUGGAAAUAGCGUAUUUGGACAGCCAACGUUUGGAAGCAAUUCAUCCUUCAGCAGUGCACCGCAGUCGGGUCCAUUCAGUGCUGGGGGAGGUUCGAUAGCUCAGACAGGUUUUGGAAUUUCACAAAAUUCAGAGAAAACACCCGCAUUCGGUGCUGCUCCUUCCUUUGGGGGCUCACCUGCCUUUGGAGCUGCUCCAACAUUUGGAGGGGCACCAGCUUUUGGCAGUACAUCACCGUUUGGCGGUACAAAUAAAAUAUUUGGAUCCCCAAACUCAACACCAGCUGGAUCUGUUUUUGGUUCAAACACUCAACAGAGCUCAGGUUUUGGAAGUUUUGGGAGUCAAAACUCAUUAGGUUUCGGUAAUUUGGCGCAACAGACAAAUAAUCCAGGUGAAAAUCUUACUCAGAAUGGAGGUUUCGGAACUUUUGCAAGUCAAAACACCAUUGGUUUUGGAAAUUUAGCCCAAAAAUCUAACAAUUCAGGACAGAGUACCCCAUUUUCUGGGAAUUCUUCAUUUUCAAGCUGGCGUUAAGAAAACGAGAUGCAUUCUUAACACAUAGACUCUUAAACUAAUAGAGAUGUAUUUUUAUCAAUAAAAUAUUCACA
Messenger RNA from Coccinella septempunctata (seven-spotted ladybird), 6276 nucleotides. Its product is annotated as putative GPI-anchored protein pfl2. The record is from RefSeq and is a predicted model, not a curated record. Gene Ontology annotation, cellular component: nuclear pore. Bases 125 to 6202 code for a protein of 2025 amino acids. Gene Ontology annotation, molecular function: structural constituent of nuclear pore; protein binding. Gene Ontology annotation, biological process: protein import into nucleus; RNA export from nucleus. NCBI's taxonomy places the organism in Eukaryota, Metazoa, Arthropoda, Insecta, Coleoptera, Coccinellidae. The transcript is spliced from 11 exons.